Molecule: messenger RNA, 640 nt
Organism: Vigna radiata var. radiata (mung bean)
Lineage: Eukaryota; Viridiplantae; Streptophyta; Magnoliopsida; Fabales; Fabaceae
Product: probable 2-oxoglutarate-dependent dioxygenase At5g05600
Exons: 2
Coding region: 12-491 (159 amino acids)
Source: RefSeq, a predicted model, not a curated record
AAGAGUUUUUCAUGAAAGAUCAAACCAGCCUUAUUCGUCUCAACCACUAUCCUCCAUGCCCUUAUCCUCACCUAGCUCUUGGUGUUGGUCGACAUAAGGACGCCGGAGCAUUAACCAUUCUUGCACAGGAUGAGGUUGGGGGACUUCAAGUCAAACGCAAAGCAGAUCAGGAGUGGGUUCGAGUGAAACCUACACCAGAUGCAUACAUAAUCAAUGUUGGUGAUAUCAUUCAGGUUUGGAGCAAUGACUUAUAUGAGAGUGUGGAACACAGAGCGAUGGUUAACUCUGAGAAAGAAAGGUUUUCCAUUCCAUUUUUCUUCUUCCCUGCACACUACACCGAAGUGAAGCCUUUGGAGGAAUUGACUGAUGAGAAAAACCCUCCAAAAUAUAGGCCAUACAAAUGGGGCAAGUUUCUUGUCCGUAGAAAGGGCAGCAAUUUCAAGAAACAAAAUGUCGAGAACAUUCAGAUUUAUCACUAUAAGAUAGCUUAAAGGAUAAUAAAAUAUCAGUUUAGCUUAUGCUUGGCCUAGAAUAUUUCUGAUUUGCUGCACUCUGAUCUUAUUAUGCAGUUAACAGAACUAGUGAAUGUAUGUAUGGUGGAAGCAUCUAAUAAAAGAAAAGUAUUGUAAUUGCAUGGAUC